This is a messenger RNA of Patiria miniata (bat star), 1535 nucleotides long. RefSeq names its product biogenesis of lysosome-related organelles complex 1 subunit 5-like. The coding region runs from base 107 to 568 and encodes 153 amino acids. The record is from RefSeq and is a predicted model, not a curated record. Lineage: Eukaryota; Metazoa; Echinodermata; Asteroidea; Valvatida; Asterinidae. The transcript is spliced from 5 exons. Gene Ontology annotation, cellular component: BLOC-1 complex; transport vesicle.
AUUAAUGCAAGCGUAAGUGAGCGCCAGACUAAAAUAAUGAUCGCAAAGCGGAACGUUCCGACGCAAAUAAGUAACAGAAAAUAACUGCAAUCUUUGUUGUUGCAGGAUGGUCGAGGCUGUAAUAAAAGAUCUGGGUGAGAUACACGCCAGGCUCCUGGACCAUAAACCAGUCGUCCAGGGGGAGAUCAGGUUCUUCAUCAAGGAAUUUGAGGGCAAGCGGAAUGACCGUGAACAGAAGCGCCUAGAGCGCAUCAACAACCAGAUGAAAGAUUUGAACGAGAAAGUCUUCCCAGGAUGCAUCAGUCUGAUGGACAAACACUUCCAAGAGGCCAAGGAGCAGUUGGACGUUUCCAACAUGAUGUGCAGAAGACUACAGAAGCAAGAAGAAGACAGGCUGGAGAGCAAGCCCCUGGAAAAGGAAAAGGGCAAGAGGGAAGAGGAAUGGAAGGCUUUCCUGGAGCAACUGAAUGAACAGAGACACGCUUUGGAUUCAGAGCACCAGCGCAAGAUUCAGGAAAUUGAGGACCACUACGCAAAACUCAAACAGACACUCAACAAGCAAACCUGAAAAAAGAUUGAGUAGAUUUCCGAAGAUGAUUCUGACAAACAUCAGCUAAUACAGCAGUUCUGUUGGGUUUCGUUGGAAGCAGACUCUAAACAUGCAGACUGAACAAAAUCACAACAUUUUUCCAAAGAUUGAUCUGAUGAUUGUGAUUCCAACAAAAAAAGUAGCCAAGACGAAAGCUGUGAUGGGUUAUGUUGGAUUUUUAUGGAUUUUGUUGGAAGCAGACUCUGAACGGGCCAGUCUAAAACAAGAUCAAGUGGAUUUCUGAAGAGAAUUCCAACAAAAAUCUGCCAAUACGGAAUUUUUGUUGGAAGCAGACUCUGAACAAGCAGACUUGAAAAAGAUUGAGUAGAUUUCUGAAGAUGAUUCAAACAAUAAUCAGCCAAUGUGAAAGUUCUGUUGGGUCACGUUGGAUUUUGUUGGAAGCAGACUUUGAACAAGCAGACCUGAAAAAGAUUGAGUAGAUUUCAACAAAUGAUUCCAACAAAAAUCAGCCAAUGUGUAAGUUCUGUAGGGUUCUGUUGGAUUUUGUUAGAAGACUCUAAACCUCCAGACUUGAAAAAAAAGAUGAAGUAAACUUUUGUAGAUUAUUCCAACAAACAGCCAAUGUGGGAAUUAUGUUGGGUUUUGAUGGAUUUUUGUUGGAAGCAGACUCUGAACAUGCAUUAAUCUGAUGACAGUGAUUCCUGCAACAACAACAAAGACAGCCAAGGCAAAAGCUCUGAUCUGCUUGAAGCUGACUCUGAACAUGGAGACCUGAACAAAUUUAAAAAACCCAAAAAGUUCAAAGAUUGAUCUGAGGAUUAUGAUUCCUGCAGAAAUCAGCCAAGACUGAAGCUCGGAUAGGUUUUGUUGGAAGCAGCAGUGGUGCCCUUUUAACCAUAACUUGACAGUGGAUUUUGGAGGAUUCAGGAAGUUAUCAAGACAAAAAUACCUAGAGAGUUCAGGUCAAUGAAUUUCCAAUGAAAUC